Alternaria postmessia is the source of this 990-nucleotide messenger RNA. RefSeq names its product Glycerol 2-dehydrogenase (NADP(+)) (gene GLD2). Bases 1 to 990 code for a protein of 329 amino acids. Gene Ontology annotation, molecular function: aldose reductase (NADPH) activity. Gene Ontology annotation, cellular component: cytosol. The transcript has a single exon. Lineage: Eukaryota; Fungi; Ascomycota; Dothideomycetes; Pleosporales; Pleosporaceae. The record is from RefSeq and is a predicted model, not a curated record.
AUGGCCCCCCUCGCGAACCAGAAGUCUUUCAAGCUGUCCAAUGGCGUCAUCAUGCCAGCCGUCGGAUUCGGCACCUUUGCCAGCGAAGGCGCGUCUGGCGAGACGUACGCUGCCGUAACCACAGCGCUCAAGACGGGCUACCGCCAUCUCGACUGCGCGUGGUUCUACCAGAACGAAGGCGAAGUCGGCGACGCCGUCCGCGAUUUCCUCAAGGAGAACCCCAACGUCACACGCAAGGACCUUUUCAUCUGCACAAAAGUAUGGAACCACCUGCACGAGCCCGAGGAGGUCAAGUGGAGUUUUGAGUCGAGUCUGAAGAACUUGGGCGUUGACUACAUUGACGCGUUCCUCGUCCACUGGCCCAUUGCCGCAGAGAGCGAUGACAACCACCAGCCCAAGUUGGGUGCUGAUGGCAAGUACAUCAUCAAGAAGGAGCUCACAGAGAACCCAGAGCCCACAUGGCGCGCCAUGGAGGAGAUCUACAACUCCGGCAAGGCCAAGGCGAUCGGAGUUUCCAACUGGACUAUCCCCGGCCUGAAGAAGCUGCUUCAGAUCGCGAAGGUCAAGCCCAUGAUCAACCAGAUCGAAGUCCACCCUUUCCUCCCCAACACAGACCUCGUCAAGUACUGCCAGGAAAACGACAUCCUCGUCGCCGCCUACUCGCCGCUCGGCUCCCAGAACCAAGUUCCCAGCACGGGCGAGAAGGUCCGCACCAACCCCAAGCUCAACGAAGUUGCCGAGCGAAGCGGUCACGACCUUGCGCAAGUCCUGCUCGCAUGGGGUCUUCAGCGCGGCUACGUUGUCCUGCCCAAGAGCUCCACGCCCAAGCGCAUCGAGAGCAACUGGCUCAUCCCCGAGCUCAGCAAGGCCGACUUUGACGCCGUCGAGGAGGUCGCCAAGGGACGGCACACACGUUUUGUCAACAUGAAGGACACUUUCGGCUACGAUGUCUGGCCAGAGGAGACCGACGGUGGUGAGCUCAAGGCAUAG